This is a messenger RNA of Anopheles darlingi, 535 nucleotides long. Its product is annotated as succinate dehydrogenase assembly factor 2, mitochondrial. The coding region runs from base 71 to 535 and encodes 154 amino acids. The record is from RefSeq and is a predicted model, not a curated record. Gene Ontology annotation, biological process: tricarboxylic acid cycle; protein-FAD linkage; mitochondrial respiratory chain complex II assembly. Lineage: Eukaryota; Metazoa; Arthropoda; Insecta; Diptera; Culicidae. The transcript has 3 exons. Gene Ontology annotation, cellular component: mitochondrion.
UCUAGAGUGUUUACAUAAUUUGCGGAGGAAAAGUGGAUUUCGUGGAUUGCGUGGUUUUCGGUAUUUCGCAAUGUUUCGUAUUGCUGUGCGUAUCGGUGCUGCACGCUCGAGUUUGGUGGCCGGAGGACGCUCGCUAGCAACCGACGGCUUCAAGCCGCCACCGCCGAUGAUCGAUCUCGAGGACAAAUCCCUUCCGAUUCCCGAGUACAAAGAGAAGAAGAAUGAGCCGCUGCAGCUACAGAAAUCUCGCCUACUAUACCAGUCGCGCAAGCGAGGCAUGCUGGAGAAUGGCCUGCUGCUGAGUACGUUCGCUGCAAAAUACCUGCACGGUAUGGACCCACAGCAGACGAAGCUGUACGAUCGCUUGAUCAAUCUGCCUUCGAAUGAUUGGGACAUAUUCUACUGGGCGACGGGCGUGAAACCGACACCGAAGGAGUACGACAACGAGGUGAUGGACCUGCUGAAGGCUCACGUUAAAAAUAACGAGCGGGAACAGCGAUUCACACAGCCGGAUCUGUACGCGAAGGCUAACUAG